CACCCGUGCAUCCAUCAUGUUCCAACGCGCGCUGUCCCAUCCGCCCGCCAGAGUCGGAAGCCGGGACAUCGUCUCGCAGAUUGCGAGAGGAAAAUACGUUUGCUCAAACUGCGCCCGCGCAGCAGCAGCAUCACCAAAGCGCGUGCCAGCCUUAACGAACCAGAUCGCCAAACGACAAUAUGCGACAAGACGUCCAGCGCCGUCGACUCGCGAUCGCCUCGAUGAGCGAAAGCCUCGCCUGGCUGGUUCCAAAGUACAAGCACCUGCACGACCUACGGAACUGACGCUAGACGAUGUGGUGAACAAUCUCAAAGAAUAUCCACUGGAUGGCCUCGAGGAAGACCGAGUUCGGGCAUUUUGCGAGAGGGUGCUGGCCAUUGACGAAAAAGCCUCGAGGCUUCGACAGCCAGUUGACGGACGGAAGCUCAUAGCUUGUAUAGACGAAUUCAAACUCUCUCGCAAUGCUAGCAUGGUUCAUUGGUUAUUGAGGCUGUCGAACGGCAAUAUCAGGCCGCAAAUGGCAGAACGCUGCUUACAGGCCCUCUCGGAGGCUGGCAUGGAAGCAGCAAUUUUUCUGCUUUUGAAUCGUGCGUUAUUAAGGGCAGAGGACGGUCACAAUACUUUCGAAGAAUAUGGUGUGAAAAAAGCUCGCCGCAAGGCUGCAGAAUACAUGAAUCGCAGCAAAGAUUGGCACGUGGGAUCCGAGAAAAGUCGCAUGGAUUGGCGUGCGGAACGUCGCUGGGGCGUUUAUUAUCAAUACAUGUUCCAUUGUAUGGAAGGAAGGAUCGAACAUAAGCUCGGCAACACCGAUCGUGCUAUCCAUCUGCUCGAACGGGCAGUGGAAUUUGAAGACCUUACCGACUGGGGUGGCCGCAGAGAUGAAGCCGAUAUGUACGAAUUCGACAUCUAUAUGCCUUGGCAAUUCCUUGCCGAAAUAUAUAAUGAGCGAUACCAGACUUCAGGGUCGCCUGCCGAUGCAGAUGGAAUCAGGAAGCACACUGAAUACGGUUGUAAAAAGGGAGAUCCAAUAUCACAUUGGCAGGCCGCCGAGUUCAACAAAGUGCACACUUCAAAGGGUUACCACGUACCGACGAGCAAAUGGUUCUAUUACUGCUCGAAGGCGGCAGCAUCGGGUCAUCUUCAGGCAGCAUAUAGCCUCGCGAAUUUCUACCGCGACAGCGGCUGGAGAUAUCUGGAAGAUGAUCCGCCCGACUACGUCAAACCCACGCCCUUUGACCACAAACCUUCCGAGGAAGGGUCAUCGGCCUCUCGCGGCCCCUUUGGAAACGUCCGCGAGUUUCUCCGCUGGCUCGUUACCAAACCCGAAGGAUUCGGUAAAUUCGAGAAGAUCAAAGAACCCCACGAGGCCCUUUUCUACACCGCCGUCUAUCCCUCCACAGCCGCCGAGCGCAUGCGGCUAGCCAUCGAAUGGCUUGGGGUGGCCAUCGACUUCCACUUCGCCCCAGCCUACCUCGUCAAGGCCAAGAUCCACCUAGAGGAGACCCUCUGGCACGCCGCGAAUGCGCCCGCCACCGCCCUCUCCGUCUCCGACUCGCGCUACGACGGAUCCGAGACCUCCUCUGCGGAGGUGGAGGAGGACCCCAACCCGUACUACAGCAAGGAAGCCGCACGCGAGAGCCUGCGCGAGGUCUUCCGGGCCUGUCGCAUGGGCGAGCAGAAGCGGUGGGCGGACCGCGAGUAUCUGAAGAACUUCUCGCGAUCCAACACCAACCGGGUGGUCCACGACCACCAUCUGUGGGUUGCCGCGCACCGAGAGAACCCGGAACAAGCCAAGUUCUUCCUGGACUCGACCGUGUGGGAUCAGUUCGAGAAGGACCUCGAGAAGUUGGAGGAGGACGCCAAGAUGCUCUGUCGCGAGCACAACCUGGAUUUGUAUGAGACGGAUGGGCUGGUGAUCUAUGAAGGUGGCAAGGAGAAGGAGAAGCUGGAGGCGCAGGAGGAGGCGAAGAGGAAGAAGGAGGAGGAGCGGAUGGCAAAGGAGAAGAUAGUUAGUCAAAGGAAAGAGAACGAGAAGAAGUUGGAGGAUAGGCUCGAAAGGGAGAAGCGGGAGAAGAGGAGGAUGCAGCUAUCGAAGACGGACGAAAAGAGGAAGAAAGGGUCGAAUGAGAGACGAUGAUCCCUGUGUAAUAUGUUGUACUUUUACCGAUCGACCUGGAUGGUCCUCAUUCGAAAGAUUCCAAUCAAUCAUCUCGUUGGUCAAGGUCCAUGACAUUGAAGGGUCUAAACCUCUAGGAACGCGAUGCAUCACAACUCUGACGUAGCUCUCGUCCGUCCCCGAAACUCCAUUUCCUUUCACACAAAUACAGUCUCCUCUCCCGUUCCGAGAAAAUUAGAAGCCCAUCACAAAAAAUAUAUCCCUAUCAACACACGCACAACCCUGGAAUCCAUUGAAAACCCCCUCAAUCAUCCCCAUUGACCGCCGCGAAGCCCGCCGAUCUGCCCGCCGAACUUCGCGCUCCCUCCGAGACCUGCCCUCUCCUCGACCGCGAUCCGCCCCGCGAUUUCGGCGCCGCCGCCGCCGCCUCAACAGCCUCCUCGCCGUCCUCGCCGCCUUCCUCUUCGCCCAUCUCGACGUCUUCACCACCAGCGUU
Molecule: messenger RNA, 2612 nt
Organism: Dissoconium aciculare CBS 342.82
Lineage: Eukaryota; Fungi; Ascomycota; Dothideomycetes; Mycosphaerellales; Dissoconiaceae
Exons: 1
Coding region: 17-2137 (706 amino acids)
Molecular function (GO): protein binding
Source: RefSeq, a predicted model, not a curated record